GAGGAGGACAUGCUGGAGCUCCUGAAGUUUGACCGCAAACAGCUCCGCUCCGUCAUCAACACCCUGAAGAUGGACAAGUUCAUCAAAUGCCGGAUGAGGGUGGAGACCGCCUCUGACGGCAAGACCACGCGGCACAACUAUUACUUCAUUAACUACAAACUGCUGGUCAACGUGGUGAAGUACAAGCUGGACCACAUGAGGAGGAGGAUCGAGACGGACGAGAGGGACUCCACCAACCGGGCGUCCUUCAAGUGCCCCAACUGCUCCAGCACAUUCACCGACCUGGAGGCCAAUCAACUGUUCGAGGCAACAUCAGGGAAGUUUCUUUGCACGUUCUGUCACACGGAGGUGGAAGAAGACGAGUCCGCCAUGCCGAAGAAGGACGCUCGCACUCUAGAGUCGCCCGGUUCAAUGAACAGAUAAAGCCUUUAUAUGACCUUCUGCGACAGACCGAAGAUAUCAACCUGGCCUAUGAAAUCCUGGAGCCGGAACCUACGGAGAUCCCAGCUCUCAGGCAGA
Messenger RNA from Staurois parvus, 519 nucleotides. NCBI's taxonomy places the organism in Eukaryota, Metazoa, Chordata, Amphibia, Anura, Ranidae. The record is from the annotation of a GenBank genome assembly.